Eucalyptus grandis is the source of this 1902-nucleotide messenger RNA. Its product is annotated as wall-associated receptor kinase-like 20. The record is from RefSeq and is a predicted model, not a curated record. Gene Ontology annotation, molecular function: protein serine/threonine kinase activity; polysaccharide binding; ATP binding. Gene Ontology annotation, cellular component: plasma membrane. NCBI's taxonomy places the organism in Eukaryota, Viridiplantae, Streptophyta, Magnoliopsida, Myrtales, Myrtaceae. Gene Ontology annotation, biological process: protein phosphorylation; cell surface receptor signaling pathway.
AUGAGGAAUACACUUGCGAUUGCACUCUUUGCUGGGGCGCUGGUGAUACUAUCGUGCGCCAUUUGCAUAGUGGGCACAAUCACCUGCCCAAAUUGUGGCAACAUGACCGUCCCUUAUCCGUUGAGCACCAGAUCAAGCUGUGGCGACCAGUCGUACAAAGUCCGGUGCAGCUUCGGGACACUGUUCUUCGACGUGCUGAAUGGGUCGUCUUACAUCAUCAUGUCCAUCAACCCACAGUUGCAGAGGCUAGUGAUUAGGCCGUCAGAUUGGGUCGACCAUGCUUGCAUGUCUGCCGACUACAGGAGCAAGGGAAUCUACCUCGACCCAAGCCUUCCCUUCAACAUAACCAGCAGCAACACCCUGGUGCUGAUGAACUGCUCCACUGAAGUGUUGUCAUUGGCUAUAGAUUGUACACCGACCAGCAUAUGCCACGCAUAUCUCAGGGACAAUCCCCUCGCAGCAGCCUCGUGCAGUAACUUCUCCUUGUGCUGCUCACUCAAGACAGGCGGGUCCCAGAACGAGUACAUUAUCAGGAUCCGCCAGGACCGAUGCGCGGCUUACCAGAGCUUCGUUAAUCUGGACACUUCGCUGCCAGUGAGCAAGUGGGUGGCGUUCACGGGGUUGGAAUUGGAGUGGGAAUUGCCUCAGGAGCCAUUGUGCAACUCCCAGGUGGAUUGCCGGAACUCAGCAAAUUCGAUGUGCUCUGUGGACCCCGUGAAGGCCGCGCAAAAACGGUGCUUUUGCCAAUCCGGGUUUCGGUGGGAUCCAAUUGCGGGUGUAUGUUACAGUAAGUGGGACAGCAAGUCACCAGAAGAUUGCAAGCAGCACAGCAAAAGUCCACUAAUUGCAGGUUUAACCUUCAGCGCCGCUGCAGUCCUGUUCGGCUUCGCAGUUCUUUUUGUAGUCCACUGGCAGCGCAAGCACAUCAAGAGAGAAGCACAACUUAGUUUGACCAAAAUGCGCGAAGACAUCCUCAAUGCCAAUUGCAGCGGCAAAGCGGCCAAGAUCUUCACGGGGAAGGAGAUCACAAGAGUAACAGGCAACUUCUCCAAAGAGAACCUCCUUGGCGUUGGUGGCUUCGGCGAGGUCUUCAAGGGCACCCUUGAUGACGGAACUGUAAUUGCCGUCAAGCGAGCCAAGCUCGGGAACACAAAGGGAAUAGACCAGAUCUUGAACGAGGUCCGGAUCCUUUGCCAGGUGAAUCAUCGGAGCCUGGUCAUACUGCUGGGUUGCUGUGUGGAUCUUGAGCUGCCUCUGCUAAUUUACGAGUACAUAUCUUAUGGAAAUCUUUUUGACCAUCUUCACGGCGCAUACAAAUGUAAAUGGGCUCCACUCACGUGGUACCGUCGGCUCAACAUCGCCCACCAAACAGCCGAGGGACUUGCAUAUCUUCAUACUUCAGCCGUACCGCCCAUUUUCCACAGGGAUAUCAAAUCUAGUAACAUACUACUAGAUGAAAAGCUUGAUGCUAAAGUGUCCGAUUUCGGGUUAUCAAGGUUAGCUGAGACAGAUGCAACUCACAUCACGACCUGCGCUCAAGGAACACUCGGUUAUCUUGAUCCAGAAUACUAUCUGAAUUUUCAACUUACUGAUAAGAGCGAUGUAUACAGCUUUGGGGUUGUUCUGCUAGAGUUGCUGACUUCAAAGAAGGCCAUCGACUUCAAUCGAGAUGAGGAAGAUGUAAACUUGGCAAUACAUAUCAAGAAGACAAAAGAAGAAAGACUGAUGGACGCGGUUGAUCCGGCAAUCAAAGAGGGUGCCACAAAGUUGGAAUUGGAGACCAUGAAGGCGCUCGGAUAUCUCGCGUCAUCGUGCUUGGACGAGCGGAGGCACAACCGCCCCAAUAUGAAGGAAGUGGCUGAUGAAAUUGAAUAUAUCUCCAGUAUACUUCGAGGAGGAUAA